AUGAACGUCUCGAUUAAUUCAUCAGAGGACAUCGUCUCAGAGGCGGAGGUCGCGAGAUGGCAACGAUUAUUUGGCUAUGCGAAGGCAGAGGCCGUUCGCCGGAUCCAAGAAGACCGGAGCGACCAUUCUAGAACUAGGAUAUCUGACGAGCUCUGGACCACAGUCAGAAUCCGAAAGGAAGCCGAAGGAUACGACCGCGACACAUACGAAUAUUCCCUCAAAAAAGUGUUAGGCACUUUCAUCGUGCAGCUGACGGGACCCUUGGAUUCACCGGAGAAGAUCAAGGAUGCUGUUGGCUCAAAGGAGGCCCCACCGAUCACAGAAGAUGCAGGUGAAUACCGUCAAGCGCAUUUCUGGCAGAUCGAUGUUGCAACGAGGGCAAAAAUGCUGGACUGGGUCGCUGAGCACCGUGGCAGCUUCCAACCUAGUAUUGUGCGCCUGACGAAGGCAAGAGUCUCUGCACACAGAGCAAAACUUCAACUCUUGCACUGGAUCUGA
This is a messenger RNA of Cladophialophora bantiana CBS 173.52, 498 nucleotides long. RefSeq lists its product as uncharacterized. The transcript is spliced from 3 exons. The record is from RefSeq and is a predicted model, not a curated record. NCBI's taxonomy places the organism in Eukaryota, Fungi, Ascomycota, Eurotiomycetes, Chaetothyriales, Herpotrichiellaceae. The coding region runs from base 1 to 498 and encodes 165 amino acids.